Messenger RNA from Schistocerca serialis cubense, 675 nucleotides. RefSeq lists its product as uncharacterized. The record is from RefSeq and is a predicted model, not a curated record. The transcript has 3 exons. The coding region runs from base 1 to 675 and encodes 224 amino acids. NCBI's taxonomy places the organism in Eukaryota, Metazoa, Arthropoda, Insecta, Orthoptera, Acrididae.
AUGACUGGCCCCUGCGAAUCUGCAAACAGUGGCAGCUCGACCGACAAAGACGAAACCAUCCCUCUAACGAAAGCGUCAUUUGCACAAGAAAGAGAUAUCUCCAGUGCUGCGCGGCAGCCGACGCUGUCACUUGGUGCCUGCUGCUGGCGCCGUAUUAGCGGCUCCCUCGCCACUGGCGCCACAAAUUGGCCUCCUCCAGUUCUUGCUCCUCUUUCACCUCUCCCGCCGCCGCCGCCCCUCUCCCGUAAUAAGGUGGGCGGGGGCGGCGUGCGAACGCAAAUUACCUGCCGACUCGGCCCCUGCGUUCGCCCCCGCCACGCCGCCGUAAACACGCAAAAGAAAACGCCGCCGGCGCCCGCCUACCGCCGGUCUCAGGCUGAGAUAACCCGCGUGCCGACGUGGCCUGUUGCGUCACAGCGCGCUUGCCGGCGCCAAGAUUCCUACUCGCGGACGCCGGCAGACGGGCGCCCGCCUCCUCACCCAACCCCCAACUCACCGCUACUGGCCCGCUCGGCCGCCGCCGCCGCCUAUUUAUCACGGCCACACUCACCCCCUCCACCCCCACCAGUAGGGGUGGCUGACCUGGUGCGCGGUCGAGGACCUCGCCCUCACAAAGGGCCGCUCGGCACAGCCCCACAGCCCCACCCUACACCUGCUCUCCGCUGCCCAGAAUAG